This is a messenger RNA of Bufo gargarizans (Asiatic toad), 1328 nucleotides long. It is a transcript of the gene DUSP12, whose product is annotated as dual specificity phosphatase 12. The coding region runs from base 233 to 1138 and encodes 301 amino acids. The transcript is spliced from 8 exons. Lineage: Eukaryota; Metazoa; Chordata; Amphibia; Anura; Bufonidae. Gene Ontology annotation, cellular component: nucleus. Gene Ontology annotation, biological process: protein dephosphorylation. Gene Ontology annotation, molecular function: protein tyrosine/serine/threonine phosphatase activity. The record is from RefSeq and is a predicted model, not a curated record.
CCCUCGCGUCUCUUCCGGUGCUGUGCGUCACUUCCGGUAUAACUUUUUAACAAGGAAUAGUAGAAAUCUGGCCGAACACCGGAAGAGGCCUGCAUCGCAUCGCUGGCGUGGAGGAUAAAACACAACAUCAGCUCUGCCGAGCCCCCGGCCAAAGUGUUGAAGUGGUCUCCGAGAUCCCCAAGGGCCAAGCCAAGUAACUGAUCAUCCUUCCCAAUUGAAUUGUAACUGCGAGAUGAUUUGCGUUCUGCCAGGCCUGUAUGUUGGCAGUGCCAGUGAUGCCAGCGAUGUCCAGUCCUUGCAUGCUGCUGACAUUACUCACAUAUUAACCGUAGACAGCACAGAGCCAAAGGACCUGCAUCUCUCAUUCCAGAAGACAUUUAUUCAUCUUUUGGAUGAUUACAGUGCGGACUUGCUGAGCUGUUUACCUAAGUGUUUACAGUUUUUAAAAGACGCUCUUGAAAAGCCGGGAUCCUGUGUUCUAGUGCACUGCCAUGCUGGAGUUAGCCGAAGUGCCGCGGUGAUAGCGGCAUACAUGAUGAACACCACAAAAUGUACAUUUGAAGAGGCGUACCAGAGGCUUCAAGAUAAAAAAACUGAUAUUAAAAUCCAUGAGGAGUUUGUUAACCAGCUGGCAGUAUUUGAAGAAAUGGGUUGCGAUGUGGAUAUCAGCAGCGCAAGCUACAAACAGUAUCGCUUACAGAAGCUGACACAGAAAUAUCCAGAAUUACAGAAAAUGCCACGUGACGUAUUUGCCUCAGAUCCUGCCUCUUUGGGUAAAAGUGAAGAUAUCAUAUUCCGAUGCAGAAAAUGCAGUCGUUCCUUGUUCAGAGCAGGAAGUAUCUUGAAUCAUGCAUUAGGUGAUGGACCUGCAACAUUUCUUCAUAAAAGAAUGACCCCAUUACAAGUUUCAGACCCUACAAAGUGCACUUCUUUUUUUGUGGAGCCAGUGCAGUGGAUGGAGAAUGCUCUUUUGGGAGUACUGGAUGGACAGCUUCUCUGUCCCAAGUGUAAAGCCAAACUGGGUUCCUUCAACUGGUAUGGAGAUCAGUGUUCAUGUGGUCGAUGGGUCACUCCUGCAUUCCAAGUGCAUAAGAAUAAGGUGGAUGAAGUGAAGCCUUUGUCAAUCCACAGAAGAUGAGAAAAGUCACAUAGACUGAUAUUGAUUUAUAAAACCAAAUGUUAUUUUAUAAUUUAUGACGAUAUGCUUUGCUUAGGCUACUUUCACACUUGCGGCAGAGGAAUCCAGCAAAACGUAUGCCAACUGAUUGCAUUUUAAGACUGAUCAGGAUCCUGAUCCGUCUUACAAAUGCACUGCAAGAACGGAUCCG